AUGUUUAUUCUCCUUCUAUCUGCGUUUUUGGUUGCAAGCGGAGGUGAUGCGCAAUUAAGUGAGGAGGGUUGUGAUUCGAGUGAAUUAAAAAUAUGCGUGGAUAUGACACCUCGUACGCCAGUGGGCUUACCUCGUACCAGAGAAGAACUAGACGCACAUUGCCUAGCUUACCAGACGGGCAUGACGUGUAUGGAUGCCUGGAUCAAGCGUUGCCUGCCAACUGACGGCCAAAAACUAGUACAGCAACAAAUUGGCGGCGCUCGUGCACUCAUGCGCUUCCUAUGCACUAACGAUACAUCACUUCGAAGAGAUUUCCUGAAAGAACCAAAGUGCUGGACAUUAGUGUCGCCUGAUUGGUCGCGAUGCGUAGAUGAGUUGCAGCUGGCAGUGCGUGACAUCUCCGAGCAAUCCCAUCAUAUUGUCUACUUCAAUAAGAAUACUGAGCUAUGCUGUGCUCGCGACGCUUUUGUGAUGUGUGUCUCGCUGGCUGGACGAGCCUGUUCGCCGUCUGCUGCGCACUUGCUGCGGCGCAUGGCGUGGGUGCUAGCGCAGGACGUGGCAGCGUGCAGCGCACAGCCGCGUGCGCACUGCGGGGCCGCGCUGCCUCCCCUCGCCGCCCCCACGCUCGCCGCCCUGUCUAGCGCAACCGCUCUACUCUACCCACACAGACUA
Brenthis ino (lesser marbled fritillary) is the source of this 672-nucleotide messenger RNA. NCBI's taxonomy places the organism in Eukaryota, Metazoa, Arthropoda, Insecta, Lepidoptera, Nymphalidae. The record is from the annotation of a GenBank genome assembly.